Molecule: messenger RNA, 3697 nt
Organism: Limanda limanda (common dab)
Lineage: Eukaryota; Metazoa; Chordata; Actinopteri; Pleuronectiformes; Pleuronectidae
Gene: snx33
Product: sorting nexin 33
Exons: 2
Coding region: 796-2481 (561 amino acids)
Biological process (GO): cleavage furrow formation; mitotic cell cycle; plasma membrane tubulation
Cellular component (GO): plasma membrane; cytoplasmic vesicle
Molecular function (GO): phosphatidylinositol binding; protein binding
Source: RefSeq, a predicted model, not a curated record
ACCCAGAAAAACAUCCCGGCGUGUGGAUCGUCUGUGGGACCUGAUCGCUGCGGAUUCCUGCUCCGGAGUGAAAUGUUCCAGGAUCGCCCGGAGAUGCGCAGGAACCUGUUUACGAGGAAAACGCAGCGAGUUUGAGAGAAUGUGGAGCUCAGGGAUGCCAUUACUCAUCCCUGCGGUUCCUCUCACGCCGGGCCACUUUGUCCUGGAGAUAUUUUCACCGCGGAUCCUUUCUAGGCUCCGCUAACGAGCAGCAAGUGUCCGGGGGAUUCUGGGAGCGACGUGACGCUGCUGUCCACUUCGGGAGGAUUAAAAACCACCGAGGAGAUUGUUGCAGAAACCAGCUUUGUUUUCUGAACCUGUUGAGUUUCUGAUGCGAGAUGAGGCAGCGAGUCUCCCUGUCGUGAGGGAGUGGAUGUAUUGUCGAGCCUCUGCAGCCUGAACUUACUGUUGGAUAUUUAAACACAAUAGAUUUAAGGACAAUAGAGCGACAGCCUCGAUGGGCUGAGGAUGCUAGCGGUCACAGUGGGUAUAUAUUUCAGACUGUUGUUAGUUUUACAAAACUCUUCACUUCUGCUGUGUUUCUAAAGUUGCACAUCAUUAAAGUUACAUAAAGGUCAUAGUGCCGCUGCACACCUGAUCCAACAGCUGCCAUGUAAUUUGAGACUAGUUUCAAUAUUACAGUGAGCUUGUGUCAGAAGGUUCCCACACAGCAUGCAUCCACACAGGAGCAUCAGUAUAAUCUAGGCACUAUGUGCGUGUAGAAUUGUGUGGUUUGGGACCAACUUGAGUAUCACCAUGUCAGUGAAAGCCAAAGCCAUCUACACCUUCCAAAGUGAAAACAAAGAGGAGAUCAGCAUCCAGGAGAGCGAGGAGCUGGUCAUCUUCGAUGAGAAGUCAGUGGACGGCUGGUUCAAGGGGGAGAACAGCCGGGGGGAGAGGGGUCUCUUCCCAGCGUCUUACGUGGAAAUCAUUCGCACUCGCUCAAACUCCAAUGUGACCGACUGCUCCAUCAGCCCAGCAGGCUCUCUGGGAAAGGACUCGUCCUAUAUCCACUCCAUUCCCAUCACCCCUCCUCAUCUGCAGCAGUCGUUUGAUGACGACGAAGAUGACGACUGGGACGACUGGGAUGACAGGUCCACAGUGGUGGAGGAUGCAGACUACUCAAGGAGCCCUGGGGCCAAUGGACAUGCCCAUCAAAGCCCACUGUCCAACAACCCUAAUGUACACUACCGGCCCAAACCACACAUGGAGCGGCAGGACAGCAUCUCCAGCUCCAGGAAAGGCAGUAUGGUGGGCAGGAACUUGAAUCGAUUUUCCAGCUUUGUCCGCUCAGGGGUGGAAGCCUUUGUUCUGGGCGAUGUACCCAUGAUGGCAAAGAUAGCUGAGUCAUACACCAUCGACAUGGGUCCUACGGGACCCCUGUGGAAGGCAAGCCCACAACCUUUCGCCUGCUCAAUUGAAGACCCCAUAAAACAGACAAAGUUCAAGGGCAUCAAGACCUACAUUUCUUACCGGGUCACGCCGAGCCACACAGGGCGUCCCGUCUACAGACGCUACAAACACUUUGACUGGCUGUACAACCGCUUACUGCACAAGUUCACUGUGAUCUCUGUGCCUCACCUGCCUGAAAAGCAGGCCACGGGGAGGUUUGAGGAAGACUUCAUCGAGAAGCGCAAGAGACGACUGGUUCUGUGGAUGAACCACAUGACCAGUCACCCGGUCCUCUCUCAGUAUGAAGGCUUUGAGCACUUUCUAAUGUGCGCUGACGACAAACAGUGGAAACUCGGAAAGAGACGGGCGGAGAAGGACGAGUUGGUGGGCGCCCAUUUCAUGCUGACCCUCCAGAUCCCCAACGAGCACCAGGACCUUCAGGAUGUAGAGGAGCGGGUGGACACCUUCAAGUCCUUUGCUAAAAAAAUGGACGACAGUGUUUUGCAGCUCACACAUGUUGCCUCGGAGCUGGUGCGUAAACACCUGGGUGGGUUCAGGAAGGAGUUCCAGCGGCUGGGAAAUGCCUUCCAGUCCAUCAGCCAGGCUUUCAUGCUGGACCCCCCCCACAGCUCAGACGCCCUCAACAACGCCAUCUCCCAUACAGGCCGCACCUACGAGAACAUUGGAGAGUUGUUUGCAGAGCAACCUAAGUAUGACCUCUUCCAAAUGCUGGACAAGCUGUCGCUCUACCAAGGCCUGCUGGCCAACUUCCCCGACAUUAUUCAUCUACAGAAAGGUGCUUUUGCCAAGGUGAAAGAGAGCCAGAGGAUGACCGACGAAGGGAAGAUGGACCAGGACGAGGCCGACGGCAUUAGGAAACGCUGCCGGACGGUCGGGUUUGCCCUCCAGGCGGAGAUGAGCCACUUCCAUCAGCAGCGAGAGGUGGACUUCAAAGACAUGAUGCAGGCCUACCUCACGGAGCAGAUAGCCUUUUACCAGCGUGUUGUCCAGCAACUGGAGCGCACCCUGCGCAUGUACGACUGCCUGUAAAGACACCGAAAUUCUGCCCAGCACAAGAUGCCAAAAAACACAGAAAAUAACAAAAGGAAAAUCUCUAUGGAGGCGUUUUGUGUUCUGUUCUGUAUUUGGCCCAAUUUGAAAAGAGAUGAAUGAAGCAGUAGCUACUGAACGAAACACAGACAGCCAGUCACUGCUUCACCUUCAUGGAUUCAAAGUCAUAUUUUUGCAAAGACCUACUGUACUUUUUUGUUCUGAAAUUCACAUCACAUAGGCAGUGUAACAGCAUAUUUUUCAUUUGACAUAAUUUAAGUUGUUUGUAACAUUAAGAUAAGAAUAUAGGUUUCAAAUUCAUAGUGGAUCAGUGCUUUAUUGUUUAUAGUGUAACACAUGAAAGCCAUGAAACGGGUUUUAUUUUGAAAUUGUCCCCCAUCUCUCCAACAUCGUGCACUUUGGCUUCUCCAGGGACAGAUUUAAGUUGCUUCGAUUAUUUUAAAACAAAUUUAUAAACAUUCCAAAUGUUUGUUUUUUUAUUCAGCUUUUUAGUAUUCUAUCAAGUCACUUUAGUGAAGAGAAAAGAGAAGACGAGAAAAUAGUAUUUCAGUCCGUUGUACGAUAUAGUGUAGGGGAAUUUAACCAUCGCCUCCUCUACUUCUUGUUAAGGGCUCAACUUGCUCAGGUGUUCACUGCUUUGUUUCCUUUAUGUUACUCCUGUUAUCUCCUAAUACAGAGGCCGGUGUAAACCUCACAACAUGUUAAUGACUCCAUGUCAAUAAGUUUAAUUUCCUUACUUUUCUUCAUAAAGUAGGUGCCUUUAAAGAUGCAACACAUUCCUAUGGAUUCUUUUUGAAAUGGACCAUUUGUCUUGUGAUUGGCUGGUGUGUUUUUUGGGACGGAGUUGUUGGAAUGAUUUGUGUUUAGGCACAAGUUUGCACAUGUUUCUAUGUACUGGUGGGUCAUUGUGUGUGUGUGUGUGUUUGUGUGUUUAUGUGUAGACGAGUGAAUGAAAUGAGUCAACAACUGUGCUGAUCGAUUCCAUUUGCCAUGGUGAAAAACAAUUCUUUAUUCUAUGUAGGAGCGGAUUUAUUCAGCCGUCAAGCAUGAAAAAUAGUGUUGACGUGAAUGCUUGUCUGAGGCAGAAUAUCAAUUUGGCAUUUCUUUGUUUGUAGUAGAUCAUUUACUUGACAUGCGGUAAAAACAAGUGCUUCUUGUUACCGGAUCCUUGUGUUUUCAUGUAUUGGGAUAAAAU